UUGGGUAUUAAGCCUUUCUGUGUUCAGCUACAUGUGCUUAUUGCAUGUCUUUAUUUCUUCUUUAAGGUUCCCUGGACCCUGGACUCCUGGGGACUCAGCACUGGAGCAGAUGGAUAAUGGAGACUGGGGCUAUAUGAUGACUGAUCCAGUCACGUUAAAUGUAGGUGGACAUUUGUACACAACGUCUCUCACCACGUUAACUAGAUACCCGGAUUCCAUGCUCGGAGUUAUGUUUGGGGGCGACUUCCCCACGGCGCGAGACCCCCAGGGCAAUUACUUCAUCGAUCGGGAUGGACCUCUUUUUCGCUACGUCCUCAAUUUCUUGAGAACUUCAGAGUUGACCCUGCCCCUGGAUUUUAAAGAAUUCGAUCUGCUGAGGAAAGAAGCAGAUUUUUACCAGAUUGAGCCUCUGAUCCAGUGUCUCAAUGACCCUAAGCCCCUGUAUCCUAUGGAUACUUUCGAAGAAGUCGUGGAGCUCUCGAGCACGCGGAAGCUGUCCAAGUACUCGAACCCUGUAGCCGUCAUCAUCACUCAGCUCACCAUCACCACCAAGGUCCACUCCUUGCUAGAAGGCAUCUCCAACUAUUUCACCAAGUGGAACAAGCACAUGAUGGACACCAGAGAUUGCCAGGUUUCCUUCACGUUCGGACCCUGUGACUAUCACCAGGAAGUCUCUCUCCGGGUCCACCUGAUGGAAUACAUCACCAAGCAAGGCUUUACGAUUCGCAACACGCGAGUGCAUCACAUGAGCGAGCGGGCCAACGAGAACACGGUGGAGCACAACUGGACUUUCUGCAGGCUGGCCCGGAAGACAGACGACUGAUCUCCAAACUUGGGAGAAGUUUCUGGAAACAGAUUCUCCAGGAGAUGAAAGAGACAGAUUUAAAAAAAAAAAAAAAAUCACACUGUGGGCUUAUAAAAAAAAUGUAUUUAUUUGAAGGCGUUAAGGACCAGAAGGUGUGUUAGUGGACUCCUGUAUGUUUCGUUCUCUUCACCCGAGUAUGCAUGUGCCUGUUCAGAGCCUCCAAAUACCUUUUUUAUAAAAAGAACUCUGAAAAUCAUUAUGGUA
This is a messenger RNA of Suncus etruscus (white-toothed pygmy shrew), 1069 nucleotides long. RefSeq names its product potassium channel tetramerization domain containing 6 (gene KCTD6). The transcript is spliced from 2 exons. The record is from RefSeq and is a predicted model, not a curated record. Bases 32 to 823 code for a protein of 263 amino acids. NCBI's taxonomy places the organism in Eukaryota, Metazoa, Chordata, Mammalia, Eulipotyphla, Soricidae. Gene Ontology annotation, biological process: ubiquitin-dependent protein catabolic process; protein homooligomerization. Gene Ontology annotation, molecular function: cullin family protein binding.